CUGGGCGUGUCCCCGCUGUCUCAGCCCCAUCAUGGCGGCGGCCUCUCCCUCACGGCCCUGACGCGGUUCCGGCGGCCAUGGCGGCGGCGGCGGCGGCGGCUCCGGGCCCGGCCGAGGCUCCCGCGGCUCCUCCGGAGCUCAAGAGCCGCUUCCGCACCCGCGAGGGCUCCUACCGCCUGCUGGGCCCCGCCACCGCCGCCGCCGCCGCCGCCGCCAGCGGGGCCGAGCCCGCCGGGCCCGCCCCGCCGGGCCCCGGGGCGCUGCCGCCGGUUCGGCUCUCGGUGGUGAGGCUGGCGAGGAACCGGAGCCCGCCCGGAGGAGCCGCCGAGAGGAGCCGGGUGUGCUGUAACCUCGGCAGGGAGUUGCAUUUCUAUGGAGGGGCAGGAGCUGGAGGACGCGGCAGCCGGAGGUCCCUGGACCUGCACCGGCCCAUCGACAAACGCGUCUACAAGGGCACCCAGCCCACCUGCCACGACUUCAACCAGUUCACGGCGGGCGCCGAGACGCUGGCGCUGCUGGUCGGCUUCUCGGCCGGGCAGGUGCAGUACCUGGACCUGGCCAAGAAGGACAGCGCCGGGCGGCUCUUCAACGAGGAGCGCCUCAUCGACAAAUCCAAGGUCACCUUGGUCAGGUGGCUGCCGGACACCGAGCGCCUGUUCCUGGCCUCCCACGCCAGCGGCCACCUGUACCUGUACGACUCGGAACAACCCUGCACCUCCAGCACCCCCCAGUACACCCUCCUGACGCAAGGAGAAGGCUUCAGGGUCUUCUCCAGCAAGAGCAAGACCCCCAGGAACCCCCUGCUGAAGUGGGCGGUGGGCUCGGGGCCGCUGAACGAGUUCGCCUUCUCGCCGGACGGGCGGUGGCUGGCGUGCGUCAGCCAGGACGGCGUCCUCAGGGUGUUCCACUUCUCCUCCAUGCUCCUCCAGGGGAUGAUGAGGAGUUAUUUCGGGGGUCUCCUCUGCGUGUGUUGGAGCCCCGACGGUCGUUAUGUUGUCACUGGUGGUGAAGAUGACCUGGUGACGGUGUGGUCGCUGGCCGAGGGCCGGGUGGUGGCGCGAGGACACGGCCACAAGUCGUGGGUGAACGCGGUGGCCUUCGAUCCCUUCAUGGGUGGGCGAGGGGAGAGCCCCGAGACCCCCCAGGACCCCUCGGGGGUGGCGUAUCGCUUCGGCUCGGCCGGCCAGGACACCCAGUUCUGCCUCUGGGACCUCACCCAGGACGUUCUGGAAUCUCGGGGGUCCCUCCCUCGGCUUCGCCCGGCGCCCGGAGACCCCCAGCUCAACCUCUCGGCUUUGCCUCGUUCUUUAUCCCGCUCCAACAGCCUCCCCCAAACCGGGGCGGGGGGUCCCCAAAUCUCACCCCGAGCCCCCCCGGCGUUGAGCGCGGGGCGUUUCGCCACCCUGACGCUGCGGGACCCCCGAGGAGGAGGAGGAGGAGGAGGAGGAGGAGGAGGAGGAGGAGGAGGAGGAGGAGGAGGAGGAGGCCAGCCCGAAAAGGAGCAGCACAAACGUUACCACAGCUUGGGCAACAUCAGCAGGGGAGGGGGAAACGCCGAGAAAACCCCCCCGGGGGGUGGUCCCGGGGGGUCUCGGGGGUCUCUGGACAUGGCCAAGGUGUUGGGGACGGCGCUGUGCCCCCGGCUGAACGAGGUGCCGCUGCUGGAGCCGCUGGUGUGCAAGAAAAUCGCGCAGGAGAGGCUGACGGUGCUGCUGUUCCUGGAGGAUUGUAUCGUGACAGCGUGCCAGGAGGGGCUGAUCUGCACCUGGGCACGGCCUGGGGUCUCUGUGAGUCUGGGGAGGGGUGCCAGGAGGGGCUGA
Molecule: messenger RNA, 1820 nt
Organism: Poecile atricapillus (Black-capped chickadee)
Lineage: Eukaryota; Metazoa; Chordata; Aves; Passeriformes; Paridae
Gene: DMWD
Product: DM1 locus, WD repeat containing
Exons: 4
Coding region: 78-1820 (580 amino acids)
Molecular function (GO): protein binding
Source: RefSeq, a predicted model, not a curated record